AUGCCAAAGUUGUUCCUUGUUUUAUUAGUGUAUUUAUUUAAAGAAUCAAAUGCCCUCGUCCUUCGUGCGUACAUCUCUCAGCAUGGCUUGCAUGGAGAGAUCGAGUUCUCGAACAAGAACGAGACACUCAUCAGCAUCAGAACCAACUUGAAGCCCACUUUACAGUACCCGGAUGGAGUCUGGAGAUGGACCAUCCAUGAAUUCCCAGUCGAUUAUCGAGAUUUAUCCGAAAAUAGAUGCUCCGAGAGUAAUUUAGGUAAAGAACUGAUAGAUUUAACUGAAGAAUUAGGAUAUUUAAUCAUACCAGGCAAAGACCAUGCUGAGUUUGAAAGUAAAAAUAGUUUGACAGGAUAUUUGGGAAUGUGGGGAAAGAGUAUAGUUUUAGAAACAGCAGAAAGAGAUAGAGUUGUGUGUGCAUCUAUUCUGUCAACAGAGAAACUUUAUGAAAAAUACGCAGAAGCUAGGUUUUCAGCUCCUAUAGCGGGUGUUCUAAAUUUUCGCUGGCUUUACGCUAGAGACUUUGAUGAAUCCGAUGCAUACCUUCUAACAGAUUUGUAUCAUACAAAAGCAGUACCAGAGAAAGUGGACUAUACAGAGCACAAAUGGAAGCUCUUUGUAACUGACAUAUUUGACUCUGAUAAAGGAAAUCAUGAAGACAACUGCAAUGUACUGCAAGCGGUGUUUGAUCCAGAGAACAAUGGUGAUGGCAUGAGCGUUGGUGACUUGGACGUUAGGUUAGGUCUUGUUAAAGUGGCUUCUGACCCUAAUGUACAACGGCUGAGAACUGUGUACAAGAAUGAUGUACUAGGCACGUUGCGAAGCGACAUGGAGGUGACGACGAGAAGCCUCUACGUAGUGAUCUAUGACACUAGACAUUCUGACAGUUUUCUCGCUUGCGCAAAACUAAGACCGAUGCAACCGAAGAGUGCCAAAGCCCUGAUAAACAUGGACGGCAUCAGAGGUACUGUGGACUUCACGCAGCGGUCACCGUUCGAUCCAACGUGGGCGUACUUUCAGCUGGGCGCCGCGGACCAGGAGUACGAGUCCAACCUUCGCUUCGUGGGCUCCAUGCUGCAGUACAGCGUGCGACAGGUGCCCGCACGGCUGCUGAGUGCGGAGCUGGUACACUCCAUGUGCAACACCACUGGGGAUCUCUAUAAUCCCACCAACGUGGAUUUGAAAGCUGUGCCACCACCAGGCAUGGGCACAAUGGAUCAAUACCCAGUGGGUGACUUACUGGGGAAGUAUAAGGACCGCACGGAGUACCUGAAUCAUCGCUACCUGCUGCCAGGGCUGGCGAACGAGCUCAGUGGAGCCUAUUGGGAUGUAUUCCUGUCGCUCUACGGACAGCACAGCGUCAUGCAUCGACCCCUGGUGCUUGAAAGGAGAGCUCCAAAACAAGAGAUCUGCGGCACGAUCCUCUCGUACGAGGACGGCACGGAGUAUCAAACGCCGAUGACGUCCGCGCAGGUGAUAUUCCGCUACCCGAUUGUUGGCCGAGUCGUGUUCCGACAGCCGCUGGACCGACCCUGGGAUGACACCACCAUUAUCAUCGAGAGCAUGGUGCACGCGGAUGGGUCGAACGUGAAUAACACGUUCUCUCACCGCUGGGCCGUACACGACCAUCCACCUGGUGCUGAUUAUUACAACUGGACGGCGCGCUGUCUUAGCGCGGGCAAGUUAUUUGACCCAGCUGCGAUGGACGUGGAUGCUAGGCACCCGGACGUGUACUGCAGGCCGGGUCUGCACCUCUGCAGGGUCGGGGACCUCACCACACGACACGGCACUUUGGCAGUAGCGGGUAAGAAGCUGGACAGUGCACGUCUUACAAGACGGAUGUUCACCGACACUUCACUACCUCUGACUGGCAAGAAUUCCGUAAUGCGGAGAUCGCUGGUCAUCUAUGAUGACCACGGACCUGUCGCGCGGGGAGAGAGGAUGGCCUGCUCUAUAAUAAACGGGCUGCAUCGUCGAAAAGCUGUAAUUCGCGACUGGUUCGGCAACGGGCAGCCCGACGCCCCCACGGGCCGCCUGGAGCUGGUGCAGCAGUCGGAGUACGAUGUCACCAACGUGCAGGUGCAGCUCGCCGGCCUGCAUGACGCGCACACCUACAUGCUGCACGAGGUACCAGUGGAAAGAGAUCUCGAGUUUCCCUGUGAAAGGACAACUUUGUAUGACGUGUACAAUCCUUUUCAUGUCAACAAAUCACUUACCCCUCCUCCAAUGAAAGGCACAGCAGACCAGUACGAGCUUGGUGAUUUGGGGAGUAAAUAUGGAUUAUUGGAUGAUUUCAAAACUUUCUCCACGUUCUACAACGAAACGCAGAUGUCUUUGUUUGGUCCAUACAGCAUUCUGGGACGAUCUGUUGUUAUACAUCAGAAGAGUAAGAAGCGUCGCUUGGCGUGCUCGAGCGUGGAGCGCGGCUACAGUCCGUCGGAGGCGCGCGAGCUGCGCGGUGUCGCGUCGUUCCACCACCCCGGCGGCUUCGCGUGGGGCUACGUGCGCCUCACACAGCUCGUGCACGCCGACGGCAGCGCCAGCGACACCGUCGUGGAGGUCAACCUGCGGCACCCCGGCGAGCGGGACCGCAACCUGACACACGGACACAAGUGGGAAAUCUACGUGAAUCCGGUGGGCGUGGACGCGGCCGUGAAGGUGACUGCGACUCGCUGCGUCGCUGGCGGCUAUCGCUGGAAUCCAUACUUCACGCAGCUCGCUGAUCCGCUCAACCACGACCUGUACUCCGCGGAGUGCGGCGCGGACAACCCGUUGCGCUGUGACGUGGGCGACCUCACCGCUCGCCUCGGCACCAUCACCGUAGGAGGUGAGCGGCAAAUGUUCAUGGACGGCAACUUCCCUCUGGAAGGCACCGUCUCAGCCAUGGGCCGCUCCAUCGUGAUCUUCGGUCCGGACCGGAGCAGCGAACGGUUCGCCUGCGCCAACAUACAGCCCGACAAGGAUAUCAUCAAAUACGUCAACAUUAUGAAGCCACCCAGAUUUGUUCUUGGACAAUUCCUGGAGGAAAUGCGCAGCAUCAUGGGCGUCCCUCCCUGGAUGCUGGGCGUGGACUCGCGGCGCACGCGUGUGCUGCAUUACGGCGCCUGCGUGCAGAUCUUGCUGCACUUCACUGGACCCAGCGCCAACCAGCUCGAGCUGGACUUCACCAGGUUACUAGCAUCGGGCCGCUUGGACUCUCCCAGCAUCUUUAUCCCGGGCUACGUGAACAGUAAACGCAAGAAGACCACGUCCUUCCGACAGUGUGGUGUCACCGAUCCCAACGAGACGAAAAAGACCUCUUACUUCUUCUCGUCGGACUCAUCAGCAGUAAGGACUACAUCGCUCAGCUUUCUAUGGAUAUCGAUAUUAGCAAUUGUGAAAUGGUUACUUGCGUAG
Molecule: messenger RNA, 3393 nt
Organism: Parnassius apollo (apollo)
Lineage: Eukaryota; Metazoa; Arthropoda; Insecta; Lepidoptera; Papilionidae
Source: the annotation of a GenBank genome assembly